AUGAUUUCAAGCAGCUUUAUGAGAGGUGUACGAACAUUCUCUGCCGCAUUCUAUUUAUUGUUUACCUUAAUUUCCAUACCGAUUUCGUUCAAAAUUGGAGGCCUACAGUGUGGAUUGGCCUUUACCGCCACUUUAUUCACAAUAUAUUUCUUAUCUACCACAUUAAGUCUCCUGGCAAGGAAAUAUGGUAGCAAUUUUUCCAUCUUUCUAACUGGAUUCCUUUAUUAUUCACAACAUUUAAUCAUUGCGUCUCUAUUGUACCUUUUCCUUUCUGGCUUUUCUCAUGAAGAUUUAACAAUCCCAUUAUCGGAUGAUACACAAAAAGUGGAUAUAAUUAGCGAUGUAGUUAGAAGAAACUUAUCUUCAACAAAUUCAAACUGGAAUUUGUACCAUAAUUAUUAUACAUUUUUCGUUCAACCAUGGAAAUAUCUUCUAUCUUAUUCUACUCCAUUCUUCACCUUAUCUGAAGGAUUCUUUACAAUAUUGGCAAUUCAAGCUGUCGGUGAAACAAAUAAAUGGUUAGUUAACGAAAUCAACUCAAACACUUGGAUCAUAUCGUCAUUAUUGACAUCAGGAGGUGUCAUAACUGCAUCAUUAUACUAUCUAUAUCGUAUAUAUGUCACACCAAUUUGGCAAUUAUCUAUUCAAACAGCAUCUUUGCUAGGCUUUACACUCUCUCUAGUGGGAGGUCUAGGCUUGUAUGGGAUUGUCACUGAAAAGGGUUCCGUCAUUGAAAGUUCAUUAUUCUUUGCAUAUAUUGUUCGUUGCAUAUAUGAGAUAUCACCAAAGUUAGCCACUACAGCAACAGAUGAAAUCUUGGAAAUUUUCAAAGAAGUUUGGCAAAGACAUCAAGGAAAUCUACCAACUACUGAUAAUCUUCUAUUUUACUAUAAUAACUUUGUGUUGAGACAUAUCGAUAUGUUAUGGGAACUUCUCGUGUCGAAAAUCAAUCAAAAUGAUCCAAAUAAUACAUUGCCAUCAUCAUUUAAUAUCAAUUUUUUAACCACUUUCCUCUCUAAAGAUUUACUUUUGAGAAUAUGCAAACCUAUCUGGAAACUAUUCAAGAAUUUUACAGUUUCAGUACCAUCAUCCAUCUCUGAAUUAGUAUUAGUAACGUAUCAAAUGGCAAGAGAAUCUGUAUCACCAGCAGUGGUCAUAAAUUUAUGCUUCAGAGUUUUGAUUUUUUAUUCAGCUACAAGAAUUAUUCCAGCGUUACAAAGAAGAAAUGAUAGUGAACUAAAGAAAAGUCGUCGUAUAAUGAAAAUAUUGUAUUGGUAUAGUCCGUGUGUCUUAAUUGCCAUGUAUACACAUUUAAUUCUACAAUAUUCAGGUGAAUUAAAGAAAGAUUUAUGUCUAUGGGGAUGUAAUUUAAAAUGGCUAAUACCAAAUCAACCGGAAUUGAUCGUGGAUAGUUGGGGUUUUUGGAAUUGGUGUAAUAUAUUUUUCACAAUCAUAAUAUAUGCCAGUGAAUUGUUCGGAACCACUGCUACUGCGAACAAACAAUAA
Messenger RNA from Naumovozyma dairenensis CBS 421, 1506 nucleotides. RefSeq names its product Ice2p (gene ICE2). NCBI's taxonomy places the organism in Eukaryota, Fungi, Ascomycota, Saccharomycetes, Saccharomycetales, Saccharomycetaceae. Bases 1 to 1506 code for a protein of 501 amino acids. Gene Ontology annotation, cellular component: cortical endoplasmic reticulum; perinuclear endoplasmic reticulum; endoplasmic reticulum membrane. The record is from RefSeq and is a predicted model, not a curated record. The transcript has a single exon. Gene Ontology annotation, biological process: endoplasmic reticulum inheritance; septin ring assembly.